Messenger RNA from Stereum hirsutum FP-91666 SS1, 438 nucleotides. Its product is annotated as ClpS-like protein. The transcript is spliced from 4 exons. Gene Ontology annotation, biological process: translation. NCBI's taxonomy places the organism in Eukaryota, Fungi, Basidiomycota, Agaricomycetes, Russulales, Stereaceae. Gene Ontology annotation, cellular component: ribosome. Gene Ontology annotation, molecular function: structural constituent of ribosome. The record is from RefSeq and is a predicted model, not a curated record. The annotation marks the transcript as partial.
UCUACGUCGGCACCCCCUCCACCGCCAGCUACCUCGUCCGACCCCAAAAUCAGCAAGAUUGUUGAUGACAUCUCUGAGCUUACCCUGCUUCAGGCUGCGGACCUCGUUACUUUGUUGAAGUCUCGACUGAACAUCCAAGAGAUUGCCAUGCCUGCUGCUGGUCCGGCAGUAGCUGCAGCACCUGCCGCGGCAGACGACGCACCCGAAAAGCCCAAGGAGAAAACUAUCUUCAACGUCAAGCUUGAGUCUUUCGACGCUGCCGCGAAGCCAAAGAUUAUCAAGGAAGUCAAGGCACUUGUGCCCAACCUCACUCUCAUUGACGCCAAGAAAUUCGUCGAGUCCCUUCCGAAGGUCUUGAAGGAGUCGUUACCAAAAGAGGACGCAGAGAAGAUCAAAAAGACCUUCACGGAUCUCGGGGGCAUCGUCGUUCUCGAGUAG